AUGGCGACCCCAGUGCGAUCGGCGGCCGCAUCCUGCCGCCUCGUUCCGUCGAUACCUCCGGCGAGCUCCGGACAUGUUCAACAACUGGCGUGCUUCGGUACCCGAACCGAGCCUUGUGGUGCCCGAGGGUUGUCAAUGGUGGUCGCCGACUCCACCCGCCGUCGGGCCAAGUUAGGGGACGGCGGGGACGGCGUCCUCGGGGCGUCUGUUCUUGGAGGGCUCGGGAUGGCGGGAUUGGGGGAUCAGCUGAGCGUGGUCAUGAAGUUCGGGGGGUCCUCGGUGGCGUCGGCCGCGAGGAUGGCGGAGGUGGCUGGCCUCAUCCUGACCUUCCCCGAGGAGCGCCCCGUCGUCGUCCUCUCUGCCAUGGGGAAAACCACCAACAACCUUCUCCUUGUACCGAUCGCUUCGCACUGCUCUUGA
Miscanthus lutarioriparius is the source of this 420-nucleotide messenger RNA. The record is from the annotation of a GenBank genome assembly. NCBI's taxonomy places the organism in Eukaryota, Viridiplantae, Streptophyta, Magnoliopsida, Poales, Poaceae.